AUGCAUGUGCCUCGAAAACGAAACGUGGCCUCGAGAAAACGUAGCGGAUGCGUAACUUGUCGGGCACGCCGUCUCAAGUGUGAUGAGGCCAAACCACAUUGUUCCAAUUGUACCCGCCUCCGGCUGCAAUGCGGGGGCUACGUUACCCGGUUUAGGUUCAGGGACCAGACAGACUUGUUGAGGACCAAGCAUCAGAGAAAUGAAAGAGACAAGACGUCUCCACAAACAACAAACGAGACGCCAGGGACUCCGACGCUCGGAGGUGAUCAAGGACAGGCGUCGACCCAUCCGACUCCUCCGCCAGACAAUGGCCGGCUGCUAGCAGGCGAAAUAGGGGCAUCUCCGCAAUUACCUGAGGCUGGAUACGAUGCCCAGGCAAUUCCUUAUCUCCUCUUGCCGCGGAACCCUUCCUUAACUCUUCAGUCGCCACAUCCAACAUCUUGCCAUGAAGCAGUGCCUGCCCUGGUCGAAACACAGCUCGAGAGGUUUCCUCUCGUCGACAGUCCCGAGCAACAACAGACUGUCUCGACACCGCACUCCGCUCGAUUUGAAAUCACGGGAAUCGAGGCCAUCUUCCCAAUCGCCCAAAACUCUCCAGUCUCGAGCGAGUGGACCGACCAGCAGACCGACACAAGUUGGUGUGGGUUUCCAGCUGUCAUCCAAGAUCCUGAACCGUCUUCAGUUGCACCGCCAGGUCUAUUUGAAGCGGCAAAGUUCCCACAGGACAUGAUAUACUAUCAUCAUCUAUGUGACCCCUCGCUGUCAGGUCUUCUCUCCGUCCUUGGGGUUCGUGAUGUCCUUGGCGUUGGUGGCUUAGACAAGGGCUUCUUUCACGCCGCUCUGGCAUUAUCCGCCCUUCACAUGUCCCAGUCAUCUUCUGUGUCCAAGGUGGUUGCCGACUGCGCUGCCCUACACGCGUUAGAUCACUUUGUCGAUGCUCUCGGUUACAUGCGGUCGGCCCAUUUGAGCGACGGUAUUGCCACGAUUGAUGCGCCUGGUAGGGGCCAAAACACCAUCGCAUGGCUUGCCACGUUGCUUCUGCUUGCCAACUUCGAGCUCAACCGGGGGCAAAUAAAGCUCUGGUAUGUACACAGUCAUGCUGCUGUGACAUACCUAUCCCACAACGUUGCUCAAGUUGGUGAACUACCUGUUGGGAAAUCCAUCAUACGCUCAUUCUCCAGGAUUGCGGCUUACCUGGAAAUCUUCGAUCGAUCCUAUACUGCUUGUCAUAGUCUGGCAACUUCCAACGUCUCGGCCAUGCUGGGAACAUCACUUAGAACUUCCACGGAUCCUUCGGACCGCCUUCUCUACAUAUUGCCUCGAGUGGGUGAGUUUGAAGAAGAAUGUCGGACCAGUCCUCAACUUGACAGUCACUGGCGCAUGCAAGCACGGGGUCUUAUCGAUGAGUUGAAAGCAUGGCGACGGUCGCUGCCUGAUCGUGACGUGCCGUCUGCCGAUGAGGUAGAUGCCGAUCCAUGGAAGCUGGGCGAAGAUGGAUCAACAUUGAUUAUUCGCCCCUUGACGUUGAGUCGCGCGGCCAACCCGGCAAAAGCUGCGACCAGCUUCAUGCACUACUUGGUGUCACUGGUAAGGCUUGAAAUGAAGUAUUCGCCAGGAGUGAGAAGAAAGCUCCCAGAGAACGGACGGAAGCUUAUUCUUGUCGCUUGCCGUCUCGCAGCCGGUGUGUCUAGCUCCGUAUGUGCUGCCAGCAACGCCUACGGUCACGGAAUGGUUCCUGCAUUAAUGAACGCGUACUACUCAUCCGAUGACCAAGCAGCAAAGGAGUGGAUCAAAGAUUGGAUCUCUGGAUUUCUGCGGGAUCGAGAGGGGAUAUGGAAUGUGCGCCAUGCUCAUAGGCUUCUCCAGUACAUUGAUCAAGAGUACAGUCAACGAGGCUCUAGGCUUGGUUGGGAAGUCAUUAAAGUAAGAAUGGUUGACUUGGAGGAGAACAGUAUACCGCAGGACGAUGAUGAUGGGUUAGAUCGUUUCUCAGUAGAGAUUUACUCUCGUUGUGCACGCGGUUGGAGCAUAGACUUUGUAGAAAUCCCAUGA
Fusarium vanettenii 77-13-4 is the source of this 2052-nucleotide messenger RNA. RefSeq lists its product as uncharacterized. The record is from RefSeq and is a predicted model, not a curated record. The transcript is spliced from 4 exons. The coding region runs from base 1 to 2052 and encodes 683 amino acids. Lineage: Eukaryota; Fungi; Ascomycota; Sordariomycetes; Hypocreales; Nectriaceae. Gene Ontology annotation, molecular function: zinc ion binding; DNA-binding transcription factor activity, RNA polymerase II-specific. Gene Ontology annotation, biological process: regulation of DNA-templated transcription.